AUGCCCAAGACAGAGCGCAUCCGAUCUCAUACUGUCAAAGGCAACAAAGAAGCGCGGUAUCGGGUGCAAACCAAUUGCGCGCAGCGUCGUUGUCUGAGUACGCAUCGCCAGCUGACCGAUGGCGGACCGCAUUUUUUCAAGUUUAUCCCCAGCCAGUGCUUGAGGAUUCAUCAAACAGAGCGCCAGAGCUUGGAGAGCGCAGAUCUGGAUUAUUUCAGCAUCUACAUAGCACCCGCAUCUGGACCAUCCGGGUUGACAACGACUGGUUUUGAAUCGCGUAUCAAGAAUCUGUACGCCAAGAGCAAAUUAAGCGGUACCAAAUGGCUUGUAGGAUCGUCCACUGGAGCAAUGAGGUUUAUGGCCUUAAUCGGAAGCCUCGUUUCUACUGAGAGAAAUUUGACGGAAGAGCUGAUGAAGCACUAUUGCUGGAUGCAGUACAAUGCCGGGGAUACGCCCCAAAUUCUUCGUCCAAUGAUGGACCAGCUCUACCGACUAGUCGCCCCACCGGACCUUAUGUCAGACAUUCUCACCCACCCGCAGUUCCGAUUGGCCAUUAUUGUAUCUAAUAUUCGUGAUUCCUACCAGCAACUCCCGGAUUGGGCUCUGCGGGCUGUACUGGGAUGCUACGCAGUCGGCAACUUGGUCAAUGAACGUGCGCUGACGGGACUGUGCGAAAGGAUUGUAUUUUAUUCUGGAGAUGAAGUGCCCAAAUUUCUGGCAAAUGGUUUUGGAGGUGAAAAUAACACGAGAUUCGUUAAGCUCGUCAAGGAAAAUGUGUAUGAAGUUUUGCAUGGGACUACGUGUAUACCAUUUGUGCAGGAACGAUGUGAAUCCAUUCCGGGUGCUGGAGAGGGCCUAUACCUCGAUGGCGCUCUGACGGACUAUAUGCUCAAUGUGCAGUUUACAGAUCCUUCCCAUCGAGCUCUCCUACUUUCGGAUCAGCCCACGUCAAACGUUUACCCGACGGCGCUGGAUGCCAUGUUUCGGUGGCGAACAGUUCCCAUCUCAUACUUGGAGCACUGUUCAAUUGGUUAA
Molecule: messenger RNA, 1035 nt
Organism: Spizellomyces punctatus DAOM BR117
Lineage: Eukaryota; Fungi; Chytridiomycota; Chytridiomycetes; Spizellomycetales; Spizellomycetaceae
Exons: 5
Coding region: 1-1035 (344 amino acids)
Source: RefSeq, a predicted model, not a curated record